This is a messenger RNA of Necator americanus (New World hookworm), 351 nucleotides long. RefSeq lists its product as uncharacterized. Lineage: Eukaryota; Metazoa; Nematoda; Chromadorea; Rhabditida; Ancylostomatidae. The record is from RefSeq and is a predicted model, not a curated record. The transcript has a single exon. Bases 1 to 351 code for a protein of 116 amino acids.
AUGUUUACUAAAACUCGAGGAAAAAGACCUCAACAUUUCGCAAAGGUGGAGGCAACGCUCUACGAGUGCCGCUUAGAGCAGGUUCAUCAAGCGGUCAAUAUUACGAUGGAAAGAAUCGGCGCCGCUGCCCAAGGACUAUCGCUGACGUACGAUUUGUACGGACUACUUGUGAUGGCAGACAAUAACUUGGCAAACUCGAGAUACGAGUUUUUCAAUGACACGGAGGAAGGAGUAACAUUGGAACCUAGCUUUACCGCCGACUUCAUAUGCAGAGAAGUCGAGUUCAUCAAGGAAUUUCGAAGUCAAGUGGAAACCGAAAUCAGAGAAGCGUCCAGACCAAAGAAGAAAUAG